This is a messenger RNA of Tribolium madens (black flour beetle), 608 nucleotides long. RefSeq names its product biogenesis of lysosome-related organelles complex 1 subunit 6-like. The coding region runs from base 100 to 534 and encodes 144 amino acids. The record is from RefSeq and is a predicted model, not a curated record. The transcript is spliced from 4 exons. NCBI's taxonomy places the organism in Eukaryota, Metazoa, Arthropoda, Insecta, Coleoptera, Tenebrionidae. Gene Ontology annotation, biological process: intracellular transport. Gene Ontology annotation, cellular component: transport vesicle; extrinsic component of membrane; BLOC-1 complex.
AUUUGCAUAUCCUAAAGUGAAAAUUCCCUAAAAGAUUGUGUACAUAACCUUUUAAAGUUUCAAUUUGAGGAAAAUAUUUUUUAUACUUUUUGUAAUAAUAUGCGUAACGAAACAAAUAAUGAGCCCGUUCUUACAAAUUCAAAUGAAAACCCUUACUACAGCUCCGUUACUUGUUUAACUCAGGGGCUAUUAAACGUGUACGAACCAAGUUUAACUCAAGUUGAAAAAGCUUUAAAAGAAUUGACAGAUAAAGAAACGGUGUUACUUGACCAAAUCCACACUGAGAAUUUAUGUUUGUCUGAAACACAACAUAAUGACGACCUAAAUGAGAUGUUUGCUAAAAUUGAAUUGUAUCAAAGCAAGUUAACAAAUAUUAAAAGAGAAAUGAAAAUUCUUCAUGAUAAAAGUUUAAAACUAAAGAAACGUGCCUUAAAAAUUCAACAAUUUAAAGAAAAACAGGAAUAUAUUAGACAACAAAAAGAAGCUGAUAUAAAAAUGGAGCAAGAUUUGAUUGGAAAACACAAGACUACGUAAUUAUUUCUAUUUAACAAAGAUUAAAAGUUUAUACAAAUGUGCAAUUAUUAUGUAAUAAAGAUUAUUUAAAUCUA